AUGAUGUCCAAAGGAUCCAUCAGGUGGCUGAAGCUCGUCCUCCAUCGACGACCCGGUGGACUCGUCGUCUUCUCCUUCCGCCCUCCCCCACCCACUCGCUCACUCUGCCCUCACCAACCCACCCACCCACUCGCUCCUGCGCCCUCACCCACCCACCCACCCGCUCCUGCGCCCGACCGCGGGGGGAGGUGGAGGGCGGUGGAGGUGGAGGGCGGGGAGGGCGCGAGGGGGAGGUGGGAAAAGCCCGAGGGGGGAGGGAGUGAGGAUGAGCUAAGGAGGUCUCGUCCGUCCUCCGUCGACGACAGCUGGCUGGAGCUCGAGUCCUCCUCGACGCUAUGGGCUGGACUCGAUCGUCCGUCCUUCAUCGACGAGCUUGCGGGACUCGACCGUCUUCGACGAGCUGGCGGGACUCGUCCCCUGCAUCGACGAGCUGCGCUGGAGCUCGUCGACGAGAUGACGAGGUGGUUGGACUCGACCGUCUAUCGACGAGCUAGUAGGCUGGAGCUCGUCCUUUAUCGACGAGGCGCCCCGGUGGAGUCGUCCUCCAUCGAUGCCCUUGCGGACUCAUCGUCCUCUUCCUCGAAGCGCUGCGGGACUCGUCCUCUUCAUCGUCGCCUUGGGGUGGACUUCGUCCAUCGACGCGCCGGUGGACUUCGUCCAUCGACGCGCCGGUGGACUUCGUCCUUCGACGAGGCGGCUGGUUGGACUCGUCUCGUCCUCUAUCGCCGAGGUGGAUUCGCUCGUCCCCUUCAUCAUCUCCGACGCGUGCUAGGCUGGACUCCUCGCCUUCCAUCGGCGAGCUGGCUGGACCUCGUCCGUCCUUACAUCAUCCACGCGCCGGUGGAUUUGGACUCGUCCUCCUCCAUCAAGGCGACAAGCUGGUGGCCGGACUUCGUCGUCCUUCCAUCGACGAGCUGGCUGGACUCGUCCUUCCUCCAUCGACGCCCCGGUGGACUUCGUCAGUCCUACAUCGACGCCCUGGUGGACUCGUCCCCCUCCAUCGACGCCCUUGCUGGACUCGUCCCCCUCCAUCGACGACGAGGUGCCGGUGGACUCGUCUUCGACGAGCUCGUGGCUGGAUUCGUCAUCGCUGGACUCGCUGGUCCAUCGACUUCGGCUGAAGCUCGUCGAGUCCAUCGACGCCCCGGCGGAGCUCGUCCGUCCGUCGACGCCCCGGUGGACUCGUCUCCCUCCAUCGACGAGCCGGCGGACUCGUCUUCAUCGACGAGCUGGGGUGGACUCGUCCGUCCAUCGACGACGCCCCGGAGGAGCUCGACUUCCACCGACGAGAUAGCUGAACUCGUUCCUCUUCAUCGACGAGCACUGGGGUGGACUUCGUCCUCCUUCAUCGACGAGGUCGCUGGCUGGACUCGUCCUGCGUCCAUCAACGGAUGCCUUGGACUCGUCUUCCUCCAUCGACGAGCUAGGCGGAGCUCGUCCGUCCUCUAUCGACGCCUUGGGAUGGACUCGACUUCCUCCGGCGGCGAGGCCGGACUCGUCCUCCUUCCGUCGACAAGCUGGGCUGGACUCGUCCCUAUCCACGCCGAGGCAGCUAGCUGGACUUCGUCCUUGACGACGCCUUGCUGGACUUCGAUUUCCAUCGUCGACGAGGUUGCUGGACUCGUCCGUCCUUCCUCUAUCGACGCCCCGGCGGACUUCGUCUUCCCCCUCCAUCGCCUUGGUGGCUGGACUCGUCCUCCUCCGUCGACGAGCUGGCUGAACUCGACCUCCGUCGACGACGCCCUAGGCUGGACUCGUCCUCAAUCGACGAGACGCCGGGCUGGAUUCGUCCUUCUCCGACGCCCCGGCGGACUCGUCUUCCAUCAUCGACGAGCUGGGGUGGAGCUCGUCCGUCCUUCGUCAGCGACGAGGUGGGGUGGACUCGCUCGUCUUCCGUUGACGCGCCUUGGCCGGACUUCCUCCGUCGACGCGCUGCUGGACUCGACUUCCAUCGACGAGGCAGCUAGGCUGGAAUCGCUCGUCCUCCAUCGCCGACGAGAUGGCUCGCUGGACUCGUCCUCCCUCCAUCGACGACCUCGGCUGGACUCGACUGCUUCAUCGACGACGCUCGGGCGGACUCGUCCCCCUUUAUCGACUGAGGCAGCUGGCUGGACUCGUCCUCCUCUAUCGACGCGCUGGUGGCUGGACUCGUCCUCCCUCCCGCCGUCGACGAGCUGGCUGGAGCUCGACUUCCUCAAUCGACGACGAGAUGGCGGGACUUCGUCCUCCCUCCAUCGACGAGCUAGGCUGGCUGGACAUUGUCCUCCUCCCAUCGUCGACGAACUGGACUCGACCUUCAUCGACGAGCUGGCUGGCUGGACUUCGUCCUCUGUCGACGCCCUAGGCGGGACUCGCUCGACCUCCAUCGACGCGCCGGCGGCUAGACUCGUCCUCUUCAUCGACGACGAGCUGGCGAGUCCUCCUCCAUCGACGAGGCGAAUGGACUCGACUUCGUCCUCUUCCUCGACGAGCCGGUGGACUCGACUCCCUCCAUCGCCUCGCUGGCGAGUCCUGCAUCGACGAGGCGGCUGGAGCUCGUCCUCCUGCAUCGCCGAGCUGGAGGAGCUCGUCCUCCAUCUAUCGUUGACGAGCUGCGAAGCUCGACUUCGUCGACGAGCUGCGGACUUCGUCCUUCUUCUAUCGACGACGGCAGGUUGGAGCUCGCGGGACUCGCUUGACUCCAUCGACGAGCCGGUGGAUGGACUCGACGCCGUCUUCGACGCCCCGGUGGACUCGUCCUUCCUCUUCAUCGGCGCCCCGCGAGUGGGUCCUCCAUCGACGACGCUCGAGGCUGGACUCGUCCUUCCUCUAUCGACGCGCCGGCGGAGCUCGUCCGUCCGUCGACGCCUUGCUAGGCUGGACUUGUCCUUCAUCUCCAUCGACUCCGGCGUUAGGCUAAACUCGACUUUCUCGACGAGCUGGGGUGGACUCGUCUCGGACUCGCUCGUCCCCCUGCGACGGCUGGGGUGGACUCGUCUUCCUCCAUCGACGCGCUGGCUGGACUUCGUCCUUCAUCCGCCGACGCCCUAG
This is a messenger RNA of Schizophyllum commune H4-8, 3030 nucleotides long. RefSeq lists its product as uncharacterized. The coding region runs from base 1 to 3030 and encodes 1009 amino acids. The record is from RefSeq and is a predicted model, not a curated record. The transcript is spliced from 7 exons. Lineage: Eukaryota; Fungi; Basidiomycota; Agaricomycetes; Agaricales; Schizophyllaceae.